AAAAACUGUUUAAGAGUACAAGAUUUUUUGGGUACUUAACCCUUAGCUUGGCACAACGUACGUCAAACACUGCAAUCAAAUUCAGAUAAUAUAAAGAAUAGUCAUACACUAUAAUCAAAUUCAUAAAAUAUAAAGAAAUGGUAGAAAGCCAUAUUUGGUGACGCAGCCGCUUAGCUUUGGUCAAUAAAAGUAUCUUGCCGGCCGGAAUCUUUCUUUAUAUAUAUAUAUAUACAAACACAUAUGCUGAGAAAGAUUUUAUAUACACUUGUAGUCUGUAGAUCAGUGGUCCUAUAGCUCUCUCUCCUCGAGGUCCUCCGUUACAGUAGCGGAGUAGACGGUCAUACUGUGCAAAACCUGUGGCUAAAAUGGAACCAAUGGGUAGAUGCCACGUGGUGGCCUUGCCUUAUCCAGGAAGAGGACACAUCAAUCCUAUGAUGAACCUCUGCAACUUACUAGCUUCUCGGAGCGACCAUCUUCUAAUCACCUUCGUCGUCACGGAGGAGUGGCUCGGCUUCAUUGGCUCCGAGCCCAAGCCGGCUAACAUUCGCUUCCGCACAAUCCCAAACGUCUUGCCUUCCGAGCUGGUCCGAGCCGCCGAUAUGCUCAGCUUCGUUGAAGCCACUCUGACAAAGAUGGAGGAACCGUUCGAGCAGCUCCUGGACCGGCUGGAGCCGCCGCCAACCAUCAUCAUGACUGAUGUUUGUAUUUCAUGGGCGAUUGAGGUUGGGAAUCGGAGAAAUAUUCCGGUAGCUGCGCUUUGGCCUAUGCCGGUGUCGGUGUUUUCCUUCAUUUACCAUUUUGACCUCUUGGUGCAAAACCAGCAUUAUCCUGUUGAUUUGUCAGAAAGAGGAAAUGAGCGGGUGGAUUACAUCCCUGGAAUAUCAUCAAUCCGUUUAGCUGACUUGCCUACAAUCUUCUACAAAAACAAACAAAACUUCUUGAACCAAGUUAUCAAAAUAAUUUCUCCAGUGUCUAAAUCACAAUUUUUCUUGUUCACCACCAUAUUUGAGCUUGAAGCUGAGGUCAUCAAUGCUUUAAGACCAAAAUUGCCAAUGCCUAUGUACUCUUUUGGCCCUCUAAUACCUCACUUUACACUUGGAGACAAUGCCUCUAAUCACAUGAGUACUCCCAAUGACACCGACUACCACAAAUGGUUAGAUUCUCAACCUCAAGGCUCUAUUUUGUACAUUUCAAUGGGGAGUUACCUUUCUGUUUCAAGUACCCAAAUGGAUGAAAUUGCAGCCGGGUUGCACGCUAGUGGUGUUAAGUACUUGUGGGUGGAGCGUGGGGAAGCUUCGAGGCUAAAGGAGGCUCGUGGAGACACGGGAAUGGUAGUGCCUUGGUGUGACCAAUUGAAGGUACUGAGCCAUUCUUCGAUAGGAGGAUUUUGGAGCCAUUGUGGAUGGAAUUCGACUAUGGAAAGUGUUUUCGCAGGCGUGCCAAUGCUCACUUUUCCUAUACUUAUGGAUCAAGUCACAAUCAGUAAGUUUAUAGUAGAAGAUUGGAGGAUUGGGUGGAGGGUGAAGAGGGAGUGGGGAAUGGAAAAUUUGGCGCGGAGAGAGGAAAUUACUGACAUUGUGAGGAGGUUCAUGGAUUUGGAAAGCCCAGAGAGACAAGAAAUGAGUAGACGGGCAAGAGAACUUCAGGUAAUCUCUCGACAAGCAAUUGCUGAAGGAGGAUCUUCUGAAGAUAACGUUAAUGCUUUCAUUAGGGAUAUUUUGCGGCUGACAAGAACACGAAGCUGAUUUAUGCAA
Molecule: messenger RNA, 1754 nt
Organism: Cornus florida
Lineage: Eukaryota; Viridiplantae; Streptophyta; Magnoliopsida; Cornales; Cornaceae
Product: UDP-glycosyltransferase 87A1-like
Exons: 2
Coding region: 366-1745 (459 amino acids)
Molecular function (GO): UDP-glycosyltransferase activity
Source: RefSeq, a predicted model, not a curated record